AUUCCAAGUUGGCCAAGUUUUAAUGUUCGUUUAUUUUUAUUUUUAAAUAGAUAAUUUGGUAUAAAAAUAAAACAAAAUGUCAAUGCGAGCAUUCGGGGUUCUUGGUCAAGCUCGCAACGUGUGUCGUCUUGGAGUAACUCUUAGAUAUCGAGGAGCGUCAGCCUUAAGUCUUGCCUUACGAAAUCAGCAUGGGCCGGCAGCAAUUUCUGUUUUUCCCGCUCGUAGAUUCGCCACGGAUCCAAAGGCGCAAACACCAGUUGAAGGAACCGUAGAUAAGCAUGAAUUUCAGGCGGAAACACGUCAAUUGCUGGACAUUGUGGCUCGAUCGCUCUACUCUGAUCAUGAGGUCUUUGUGCGUGAACUAAUCUCAAAUGCCAGCGAUGCCUUGGAGAAAUUUCGUUACACGGCUCUGAGCACAGCCGAAUCGGAACUAUCUGGCAAGGAUCGUGCUUUGGAGAUUCGAAUCACAACGGAUAAACCGCAAAUGCAGCUAAUCAUUCAGGAUACGGGCAUUGGUAUGACCAGGGAAGAAUUAAUUAGCAAUUUGGGCACAAUUGCCCGCAGUGGCUCAAAACAAUUUCUGGAGAAGAUGAAACACGAACAGCAGGCUGCCGAGGCUUCAUCGAAUAUUAUUGGCCAAUUUGGUGUUGGCUUCUAUUCGGCCUUCAUUGUGGCGAAUCGUGUUGAAGUUUACACCAGAGCCGCCACACCAAAUGCUCCGGGAUUACGCUGGUCAACUGAUGGCAGUGGUAGCUAUGAGAUUGAGGAAGUAAAGGACGUUGAUUUCGGCACCAAAAUCGUAUUACACUUGAAGACCGAUUGCCGCGAAUACUCAGAUGAGGAUCGCAUUAAAUCGGUUAUCAAGAAAUAUUCGAAUUUUGUGGGCUCACCCAUUCUCUUGAAUGGCAAACAGGCCAAUGAAAUUAAACCAUUGUGGCUGCUGGAUCCGCAGUCUAUAACUAAAGACCAGCAUCAGGAUUUCUAUCGUUUUAUAAGCAAUAGCUUCGAUUUGCCACGCUUCACAUUGCACUAUAAUGCUGAUGUGCCAUUGAGUAUUCAUGCGAUUCUCUAUUUCCCGGAGGGUAAACCUGGUCUCUUUGAAAUGUCACGUGAUGGCAACACAGGAGUAGCUUUGUAUACCCGCAAGGUUCUUAUCCAGUCCAAGACCGAGCAUCUGCUGCCCAAAUGGUUACGAUUUGUGAAGGGCGUGGUCGACUCUGAGGACAUUCCUCUAAAUCUUAGUCGUGAAUUGUUACAGAAUAGUGCACUUAUACGUAAACUUUCCAGUGUUAUAACCACUCGGGUUAUUCGCUUCCUUCAGGAGCGUGCCAAGAAACAACCGGAGGAAUAUGAAGCCUUCUAUAGGGAUUAUGGUCUGUUCCUUAAGGAGGGCAUUGUCACCUCCAAUGAUAAUGCCGAAAAGGAGGAAAUUGCCAAACUUUUGCGUUUCGAUUCAUCAAAAUCAACGGAAGCGGAUGGCACGAGUGCUCAUCGCAUGUCUCUGGAGGAGUAUUCCAAAAUUGUUGGACCGGAACAGAAAAAUAUCUACUAUCUUGCUGCCCCCAAUCGCGUAUUAGCCGAAUCAUCUCCCUACUAUGAGAGUUUAAAGAAACGCAAUGAGCUUGUCCUCUUCUGCUAUGAGGCAUACGAUGAAUUGGUCCUAAUGCAAUUGGGUAAAUUCAAGAACAAGAACCUAGUGUCCGUGGAAAAAGAGAUGCGUGAAGACUCCAAAGAUACAGCCUCUCUCUCAGAUCUUGGCGAGGGCAGUCUGGCACGUUCCGAGCUGGACACACUGAUACCGUAUCUGCAAGAUGAACUCAAGGGUCAGGUAGUUAAGGUCAAAACCACCACGCGACUAGAUUCGCAUCCAUGUGUCAUCACUGUGGAGGAAAUGGCCGCAGCACGCCAUUUCAUACGCACUCAGAGUCAUCAAGUGCCCGAAGAGAAUCGAUUUGCCUUGCUCCAGCCGGAACUGGAAAUCAAUCCAAAGCAUCCCAUCAUUAAGAAGUUAAAUUCAUUGCGUGUCAGCGAUCCAGAGUUGGCCCAGCUAAUAACCAAACAGCUUUUCGCCAAUGCCAUGGUCGGUGCUGGCCUCGCCGAAGAUCCCCGCAUGCUGUUGACCAACAUGAACAAUUUGUUGACAAAGGCCUUAGAGAAAUACUAAUACAAAAAUCACAAAAUCUUAAUUGUAAUAAUGCCAAGAAACUGAACUAUUAAUUAAUAUUGUUUUUUAAGUUGUUAAUGCUAUGUAUAAAUGUAAAUGAACUUACCAGAGCUCGUGUGAAAUAUUCUAGGAAUAAAACACUCCAUGAAAAACUA
This is a messenger RNA of Drosophila willistoni, 2319 nucleotides long. RefSeq names its product heat shock protein 75 kDa, mitochondrial (gene Trap1). The record is from RefSeq and is a predicted model, not a curated record. Bases 77 to 2164 code for a protein of 695 amino acids. Lineage: Eukaryota; Metazoa; Arthropoda; Insecta; Diptera; Drosophilidae. Gene Ontology annotation, cellular component: mitochondrial inner membrane. The transcript has 3 exons. Gene Ontology annotation, molecular function: ATP hydrolysis activity; protein kinase binding; ATP binding. Gene Ontology annotation, biological process: protein folding.